AUGGCGGUUUAUCAUCUUCUCCUCUCGAGCCCUCCCUCGCUUCUUCUUCCUCCUUCUCCUCGCCGCUCUAAUUUCACUUUAACCCGCCGUAUCCCAGCUCAUCCUCGUCUCGGAAACUCGGCGACCCCGCUUUCAUUUUCGUCACCGGUAGUUCGGAAAAUUCUCGUCCGUAGCACUCUCCGGGAGGAUCCCGUCUCUCCGGACGCCGAGAGUCCUACUCUACUGAUCGGUGAGGAUUCUGCCGCUUUUGAAUUAGGGAAACAGAAGCUUGUUUCCUGGGUUUAUUUCGGGGUUGUCCUUGGAGUCGUUCUCUUCAUCCUCGACGUUGUUUGGAUCGAUAAUUCCACCGGAUUCGGAAAAUCGUACAUCGAUGCCGUCUCUAGCAUCUCCGGUUCACCGGAGGUUGCUAUGUUAAUGCUUAUCUUCAUAUUUGCAAUUGCACAUAGUGGUUUAGCUAGUCUCAGAGAUCUAGGAGAGAAGCUCAUAGGUGAACGAGCAUUUCGUGUUCUGUUUGCUGGACUCUCUCUUCCUUUAGCUAUGAGCACCAUUGUUUACUUUAUAAACCAUAGAUACGAUGGGUCACAGUUAUGGCAGCUUCAGGGUGUUCCUGGAGUCCAUGAAGCUAUUUGGGUCGCUAAUUUUGUGUCCUUCUUCUUCCUCUAUCCUUCAACCUUCAAUCUUCUGGAGGUUGCAGCUGUUGAUAAACCCAAGAUGCAUCUGUGGGAGACUGGCAUCAUGAGAAUCACUCGUCAUCCUCAGAUGGUUGGACAAAUCAUUUGGUGUUUGGCACACACUCUCUGGAUCGGAAACACAGUAGCUGCGUCAGCGUCUCUGGGUCUGAUUGCACACCAUUUGUUUGGGGCAUGGAAUGGAGACAGGAGAUUGGCUAAAAGAUAUGGAGAGGCUUUUGAAAGCAUCAAGAAGAGAACAAGCGUGAUUCCUUUUGCUGCCAUAUUUGAAGGACGCCAAGUUUUGCCAGAGGAUUACUACAAAGAAUUUGUGCGGUUGCCUUACCUUGCAAUCACUGCGUUAACUGUUGGCGCAUAUUUUGCUCACCCGCUGAUGCAAGGUGCAAGCUUUAGGCUUCAUUGGUAG
Microthlaspi erraticum is the source of this 1095-nucleotide messenger RNA. NCBI's taxonomy places the organism in Eukaryota, Viridiplantae, Streptophyta, Magnoliopsida, Brassicales, Brassicaceae. The record is from the annotation of a GenBank genome assembly.